Molecule: messenger RNA, 2498 nt
Organism: Jaminaea rosea
Lineage: Eukaryota; Fungi; Basidiomycota; Exobasidiomycetes; Microstromatales
Exons: 1
Coding region: 337-2406 (689 amino acids)
Source: RefSeq, a predicted model, not a curated record
GUUCGAUCUCUGGGGGGGAUGUGGCCGUCGCUGCUCGCCUUGGACUGCCGUGUUGAAAGCGGCGGGCCGUCGUUGAGCGGGCGUCGUUGAAUUUGGCAUCCAGUCGCCCUCUCGACUCCACACGCAGCUCCGGAUCAUAGGCCGUCCCGUGCCUCCCUCCCCUCGACUCUCGACCCCGCAAACAAAAGGACGACUCCUUGCUUGGCUUGCCUUUCUCCCCCUUUCCUUGCCAACAUCGCCUCGCCUCAACCAACGAUCUCUCCUCGAUAUCACCUCGAUCUACAUCACGACGCACUUCCACAACAUCACAUCUCGACUUCUCGACUCCACAGACGCAUGAACGUCCCCUUCCCCUCCGCUGCUGAAGGGGCAAAGACGACGUCGUCCGGCCCUGGCAUGUCCAUCGAGAUACCGAGUCGUGGCAGUAGCAGUGCUUCAUCGUCAGAAGAACGCAAAGAGCAACAGCACGGCAUCGGCACAACCGCGUCAAGUGGCGGCAGCGCCUCGCAUCCCAACAUUACUACCGCUGCCGGACGCAGCUUCCACCAUCAUCCUCGACAGCCUGGACCAUCCUCCGAGGGUUACUUCUCUGGCUCCCUCAGCAGCAGCACAAGUAGCGGCGCACCUCCUCGCACGCCUGGGCAGCAGUCUUACCGAGGCCACAGUCGCAACGUCAGUCAGAGCUCUGCCAUCUCUGCCCUCUCCAAGUCGCAUCCCAUGACGUCUAGCCUAAGUGGGCCAGGAGCAGCUCAGCCGCCACCAAGCGCGAUGCCUGACUGGGGCGCUCACUCAGGCGACUGGCAUGGUGGUGCAGCCGGUGGAUUGCCCAGCCCCAGCACUCUGACCGACAUUCUCCUUGGCUUGCACUCGACUCUCUACGGCGCUAAGCGUAGCCCGGAGGAGAUCCGCGAGAUGGUCUGGCGUUACUACGAUGCCGAUGCUGCCUUCGAGAGUCCCCUUCUCGCUGCAAAGGGGAGAGAACAAGUCGCCAACCAAUUCAUCAUGGCUUUCGCGCUCCCUGGCAUGGAUGUGACCUCUGAGCUGCGGGACGUCAUCUGCAGCGACUUCGAAUUCGAUGGCACACGAGCAGGCAUCAUCGACCAAACGAUCUCGGUUACCUUCUUGCCUUCAAUCUUUGGCUCAGACGACAGCGUCCCUCCCAGCGCUGCUGGCAAUUCUCGUGACCUGUCAGGCCACCACUCGCAUUCUGCCCAUCCAGCUGGCAUCACACCGCACCCCUUCGCAGACUACCGUACGCCGGGAGCGUCAGCAUUCGGUCAUGCACAGCACAGUCCAGUGACACCGUUCACAUUGAGUAGCUUGUGGGCUGGCGGAUCUUCUCGACCUCAUACUCCCGGGGGCGGCGGCGGCGGCGCCAGUAGCAUGCGCCCCUUUACUACUCCAGCCCCCCGUCAAGACUCCGGUGGCUCUCUGGACGAGGACACCAAUCAUGGACUGCCCCCUUCCACCGUCUUUGCAUCAGCUGAGCAGACUGGCGGAGGCAGCGUGUCUCGAUUGAAGAUGCCAACGGACGCUGUCACGCCUCAUUGGGCCCAUGAGGGCGGACUGGGCAGAGGCACCGUCGCCAAUCUACUCUGGGGGCUCUUUCAUCCUCGAGCGAUGCUCAAGCGUCUUUGCACCAUCAACCUUCGCCUGAUGAGCCGCCUCGAAUUCAACGAUGCCGGACACAUUGUCCGCCACGAAGACACAUGGGGCGUCAGAGAGACCAUCGAGGGCACCAUUCCCUUUGCCUCACUCCUGUACGCUCUCGAGCGCCGAGUGGUCGGCUACAUCACAUCCUGGGCAGUCGACAAGGGCUUCUCCCUUUCAGCCGCCCUCCACCAUCGCGGCGCCCUCACUAAUCAGCCUCAUGGCACCGACGCUCGCGGGGAUGAGGUUGCCCUGUAUGACCGCAAAGACCACGACUUCACAGCCAAUGACGCAGCUCAUGCCCUCCUCGGCCGCACGCCGCGCGGGUCGACGUUUAUGCAGCACGAGAAUUUCCAGACCAUCUCGAGAUCUCGAGCGCCGUCACCUACGCGAUUCGGCUGGGGAGGAUCGCAGAGCCACUCUGGCACGCCCUACGUCACCGGUACACGCAGCCGGGCCCGCUCUUCUGCUAGCCUAUAUGGGUCGAGGGCGGCGAGCUCGGACAACCUCGUCGGGAUGGCGAGCAGUGGGGGUGGUGGGUCGAUGCCGUACUUUGGCACAGCGACUGGGUAUGAGCGCGGCGCAGACAAGGAGCUGCCGCCUGACAGCUCUGCCCGCUAUCGCGGUGCUUUGAACAAGCGCCUCGACGGUGGCAGGUCGAACAGCAUUACGUCUGCACCGCCGCACGAACUGGCCGGCUCUGCCUUUGCCAGCGACGACUUUGUGCGCAAGGAGCGCGACUCUAGUGUGCCCUGAUAAGACGGGGACAAUAAAACUCUCAUAGCCUCUAAUCUAUUUUAUUCCCGUGUAGUAGCAUCGUUCUCCAAAAUAUCCAUUUGAGUCUCUCC